Sinocyclocheilus grahami is the source of this 4402-nucleotide messenger RNA. It is a transcript of the gene rbm6, whose product is annotated as RNA binding motif protein 6. Lineage: Eukaryota; Metazoa; Chordata; Actinopteri; Cypriniformes; Cyprinidae. Gene Ontology annotation, cellular component: nucleus. The transcript is spliced from 23 exons. The record is from RefSeq and is a predicted model, not a curated record. Gene Ontology annotation, biological process: mRNA splicing, via spliceosome. Gene Ontology annotation, molecular function: RNA binding. The coding region runs from base 136 to 4059 and encodes 1307 amino acids.
GGAGUAUGUACUUUUCCGCCUCUUUGUCGGGAAACCCAGAAAAAAACCUGCGAAAAGAUCUCUACAAGCUAGUGAAACGACGUUCUGCACUCGAAACUCGUGCUAAGGGAGAGUUUCGAGGAGAGGAGGAACACGAUGUGGAACGGUUCAAGACCUGGACCACGAGGAGGAAUGCCCUUUCGUGGCGAACCUCGUGGAGGCAUGUUUGAAGGCAGAGAUGGCCCAAGACCUGACUUCAGAGGUCGGGAUGGGAUGAACAUGGAUAGGUCACCUAUGGACAUGAGACGGUUCGACUGCCCACCUGAUAUGAGAGGACGAGACAUGGGUCUUCAUGACCGAGGAAGAGAGCCUUCCCGAGACUUUUUCAGACCUGGAGAUGAAAUGGAAAUUAAUUUUCGAAGGCGCUUUGAAAUGGAUCAGAGAAACAACCUUCAGAAUCCUCCAGGUUUUUUGGGUCAAUCCAGGCCACCGAUGGAUAUUGGUGGCAGAGACAUGCAAGGUGGUAAUAUGAGGGGUCCAGAGGAUGGAUUCUUGAAUAUGAGGGAGAGGGAGAGAUUCCAGAUGGAUAUGCCUGGGCUUCCCCCCAUGGACAUCAGGAGGAGACUUGCUAUGGCGGCUAUGGGUGGAAAUGGAGAUCAUGGGGACAUGAGAGACAGAGAGAGGCCACGGAUGGGUGGCAUUGAUGGGUUCAACAUGGACAUGCCUCCCAGAGACAGACCGAUGAUGGAUUUUGACAGGCGAGGUGCCACCCCUCCACUUAAUCCAAGAGGAAGGUUUGAAUCUGAUAUGGAUCUGAGAAACCGCAUGGGAUCCUCCAAUGAUUUCAGAGAGCAGCCUCCUCAGAUGUUUCGAGACAAUGAUGGCGUUCCAAUGGAUAUCAGAGGAAGACCUGAUAUUCCUUUGGGUCGUGGUGGUCCAGAGCCCAUGAUCAGAGGCGAUGAGAUGACCCUCAGAGACAGAGAAUUCCCAGAGCCAAUGGACAGUCCCAUGGGCUUCAGAGAGAGAGAAAGUGAAUCGCUCUCAGACGAGUGGCACAAGCAUGGCAUGAGAGACCGUGACCCUCUUCCGCCGAUGAUGGGCAGAAUGGCGCCACUUUUCCCGAGAGAGAUGCAAGACAAGUUCUUCUCUAACCGUGGAAAAGAUGUAGACUUUGGAGAACAUUCCCAGUUCAAAGACAGAGACCGAGACCGGCAGUCUGGGUUUCUGGGAAAAGACGGCACAGGCUUUAAUCGAUCAGAAAGAGACUCCAAACACCAAAACUGGGAGAAGAAUAUUCCUAGUGAUUUCCCAGUCAGAGAUCCAUCUCAGAAGCCCUCCCUUCUUCCACCGGAUCCCCCUCUAAAUGCCCAAAGUAGAGAUGGAGAUAAACCCUGGCCAGGUGACCGAGAUGAAAAGCCUGACCGAACUGCACCAGCGGGAAGUAGACCUCCAUUUUUCCAAGACAAGAACAAGCCAAAUCAAGAGCAUCGUUUUGCAAGUGAUCGAGUGCCCUUCAAGGAUUCCAGUGACUUGGCUUUAGAUCAGGGACCACAGAAAGAGAGCUUGAUGUCCGGGCCAAAGGAACCCCAGGCUAAUAGAAGUGAGGGACAGGAUCAGGAUUAUCGAGACAUUGAUUACCGCACCAGCUCAGGUCGCAAAUACGACUACAAUCUUGAGGAUCUUCAAGGACCUGAGAAAGACGUGAAUGAAUCCAAACUUGGUCCAACUCAACGACUAGACGACUCUGGUUCUCAGGACCAGGAUUACAGGAGUGCAAGUGUCCAGGAUCAAGUCUCAAAAACAAUUGCCAUCUCUGGAAUUCCUAAAACUGCCACAAUGCAACAGAUUCUGGAUGCUUUUGCAGUCCGUGAUGGUGUGCCAAUGCAGGGCAUGAAAAUAAGGGAUGUUGUGCCAGGUUACAGCUACGAUAUGGCCUAUGUGGAGUUUUUAAACCUCGAGGAUGCUGUCCACUUCAUGGAGUCCAACCAGGGAUCUGUUAAGGUUGGUGACAAGACUGCUCUGCUCAAAUAUAUCCAGCCUGACAAAAAUGUGAAAGAACAGCAUCAUGAUCCACCAGCUAACGCUGCUCCAGCCAGCGAUGACGGUUUGUUACCAAAUCCAGUCCUGAAUAUAAAGGAGGAAACCGAUUCCAAGCUUGAGCAGGAUCCUGCCUCUCAAGGUGCAUGGCAGAGAAGCUCCAACUUGACUCCUGAAGCAUGGCAACAGCAAGUGGACCAACAGCUACAACAGCAGGAGGUGGAGCAACAGGCAGAGGAAUGGACCAAUCAAAAAGCAUCGCGCCAAAACCUGCAGCACUCCGAUCCAGUCUUCAAGGAGAGCAAGACAAUGAUUAUCAAGAACAUUUUGCCUACCACCACCGUGGAGACCAUUCUGCAAGCCCUCGAUCCGUUUGCAUACCUGGAUGAGCGCAAUGUUCGUCUGGUCAAAGGGAAGUCACCUGGAUCCAAAUGCUUCUGCUUUGUCGAUAUGGAUUCACAUGAGCAUGUGACACGAUUGGUGGAGCUGCUCACCAAACCCCGCCCUAUCAUGAUUGAUGGAGUGAGAGUUUAUGCUGAGGUUGCCAAGCCUUUGAAAAACCAAAACUAUAGGAGGGAAAAUGAUAAGUCAAACACUUCUCUCCUUGGUUUCCCUCCGGAUGUUAUGAUGCAACAACAACAUCAAUAUCAGCAGCCACAGCAACAAUUUUAUCCUCAGCCUUCUCAUACAACUAUGGGUGUUGCACCUACCAUGCAAGGUGACCCAAUGGGAGCGGAUGCCACCUUGUCAUCAGCUGUAAUGCCGACUUCAAGCUUAACACCGGGUGUGAUGUAUUCUGAGACAACGGCAAUGGCGCAGUCAGUCCAGACAGCUGAGCACCAGACUGCAGCUUUAUCUGACACUGCUCUUCCUGGAGCUGAGGAGUCCAUUGACGGCUACAGCUAUGCAGGAUCUGAGGCUCCAGAUUUGUCAGCCUUCCUUUACGAUGCUACAUCAGGCUUCUACUAUGACCCUCAGACUACCCUCUACUAUGAUCCCAACUCAAGGUAUUUCUACGACGCUCAGAAUCAGCAGUACCUGUACUGGGACAGUGCCUCAAAAACCUACAUCCCAGUCCAGAACUCUUCUAUUGAAGGUCAGGAGCUGGCCCCUGAAGCUGCUGUUCCCGUGGCAACUGCUGCUGAGGUUAUAGCUAUGCCCAUCACAGAGGAGGAAGUGACGGCAGUUCCAGAGACCGUGCCGGAGGUGCAGGUGGAAGAGGAGCCUGCCCCACGUGCAGAAAAGAAAGAGAAGGAAAAAGAGGAAAAACCCAGAAGUUUAGCAGCUUUUAAGAUAAUGAAAGACAUGGAGCGAUGGGCGAAAAUCCAGAACAGGCAGAAAGAAAUUGUCCGUUCUCCUUCACCUCUUCUCAGGUCUGGAGAUGACCAAAGACCCUCAAAAGCUGCUGAUGCAGGCUUUGCAGUCUUUGAAAGGAAGGUCACCGGUGCAGAUGAAUUAUUCAAGAAGCCUCUUGCUCCUCCAAAGCAAAAAGAGGAAAAAUCAUCAAAGCGGCCCAUGGGCUCUCUUGGAAUGUUGGCGGCCGAUUACGGGGCAGGCAGCGACGAGGAGGAGGAAGAGAAACACGAGAAGCAGGAAGCUGCACAACCCGCAAAGAGCCAGCCACAGGCAGACGAGAAGGAAGACAGGUUGACAGAUUGGAAGAAGAUGGCAUGUCUUCUGUGUAGGAGGCAGUUCCCUAAUGAAGACGCUCUGAUUCGCCACCAGCAGCUCUCAGACCUGCAUAAGCAAAAUAUGGAGAUUCACCUAAAAAUCAAAAGGUCAAAAAGAGAACUUGAAGCUCUAGAACACCAGGAAAAAGAGAUGAAAAUUAAACCGCCGAAUGGUUCACCUGAAGCAAAAAGAAGAAAGUCACAAAACACAUGGGCCGGCAGCUCAAGGGACAGUCAUAAAGGCAGCGAAAGACCAGGUUUGGGUUUAGAGACUGCUGAGCGGAAGAAGAAGGAACCCGUCGUAUGGAAUCAUGCCACGUACAAACAGGCGGUUCGGAAGGCCAUGUUUGCACGUUUCAAUGAGUUGGACUGAAAAUGAAAUGAAUGAACAAAAAGGGAAUUUGUGAAUAUACAUGCAUAUACACACACACACACACACACGGUAUUGUGUGGUCCGUUGGCAGCUCAUUCCAGGCUUUAAUCUGUGAACUGAUACAAAAUUCCUGGAGAAGCUUAUUAUGCCUAACCCCUCAUUUUGUGGAUAUGGUGAUGUGUGACUGUAUAAAAAUAAUUAAUUCAUUUCCUAACAACCAAGUGUACUCUUAUGUUUAAUCAUUCUUUUUGUAGCUCUAUUCUUCAGGGCUUUUUAAAUAUUUCCUCAUUUGAUAAUGUUCUAUCAUGUUUUUUCUCUUUUUUUAUGUAGUAAAAUUGAUGUA